Messenger RNA from Acanthoscelides obtectus, 450 nucleotides. The record is from the annotation of a GenBank genome assembly. Lineage: Eukaryota; Metazoa; Arthropoda; Insecta; Coleoptera; Chrysomelidae.
AUGAAAACCUUCAAUAAAGACUUUUCCGAAAAACCUGCAGAUGACCAAACGUCUAUAGAAAAUAAUGAAGACAGUAACUUCGUGCUGGGCAAUGCACAAGUACCCUCCCUGUACCCGAUUGUGUACUGCUCAGAUGGGUUCUGUGAGCUGACAGGAUUCAGCAGGGCGCAGAUCAUGCAGAAGGGAUGCGCCUGCAAAUUCCUCUACGGCCCUGAGACCAAGGAGGAGCACAAGACGCAGAUCGACAAGGCCUUGGAGUCCAAGAAUGAGCUCAAGCUGGAAGUUAUUUUUUAUAAGAAAAAUGGGGGGGUGAUCACCUGCGCGGGGGUAACAAAUGUUUCCUCAGGGGAAUGCCAAGUCCAAGAAAUUAUGCCCGAUAUGCAAAUUUUAAGGGUCAACCGGAUUCUUAGGAGACCACCCCCACUGGCACCGUUCUUUGGGCGCCCAUGA